AGUUUCCCCUCUAACUGUCAUCCCGAGUAUCAGAUCAGGUGGUCGUAAAAAUUCGCUCCGAAACGGUUUUCAACGGCCUGUAACGGCUGCGAUCGUGUUUCGUCGCAUUCUGUCACGUUUCGUCCCUCGAUCAGUUCGGGUCGGUCUUGUAUAAUCUCGGAGGAGGCCCCAGACAGUCCUAGAUUCACGAUAGGAGGACUAGACGGCGUGACACCGGGAUAUCGCGACGACAGGAUGCGGCCGGACUCGCGCAGCGUGUCGUUCACGUUUCACCGGGAGGUGCUCGCUGUGCGAAACUCGCCGGAGAUGGUGAGGCCCUCGCGGAACCUUCGCCAGCGUUUGCAGGAUCGAUUCGAGAAGACCGGUGACGGCGUGAAGGAAAAAUCGCCGAAGACGAAAGAAGCGGCCGACCGGACCUGGAACAACAUCAGCCUCGGCAACGUGUCCGCGGAUUCGAGACGAGCUUUACGAAACGGCGCCGAGAAAUUGUCCAGGACAAUAUCCUCCGUGCGCACAACCUUCGGCACGAUAUCUCAGAAAUUCAGAAGUUCCACGCGCAGACGUCAGAGACUGGAGGAACAGCAGUCACCGUGCAACAUGCAGACGCCUCAGACUCGUUCCCGCCAACUCUUAGGUCGCACGCCGACGAAAUUGUACAGUCCCUUUGGCAUCGAGUCGCCGAGACACGCCUGGGAUAAAGAAAACGACACCAGCACGCCGAUACGCGCCUCGUCACCGGAAUGCAAUACACGCUACAUAAACUGCAGACCGUUUCGUUUCGCAAAGGCCAAAGGAUUCUCCGUGUUGAGAUAAAAGGGGCAGGAGGGGCCUCCUCCUCGAAAAAUACUCCACGUCGAUCUCUUUUUACUUCCUAACGAACGCAGUCGGGAUUGCGUGCCUUGUGCAACAACAUUUAUAUAACGAAUAUAAUUUAUUUAUGUUUCAUCGCAUGAGACUCGCCGCGUAAACGAGGCAAGAUUUUUUUUUAUACACGCACAAGUAUAGCAUUUAUAUAGAUAUGCUAGCAUAUCUUUCAUAUUCAUUCCAUCGCUUACUUCGUAUAUAUAUAUAUAUAUUGUGGAAGAUUCUAUUUCUACUUUUUUAUAUGUAUUUAUAUAUCUAUACACAUCCCGCGCAAUAAUAUAUGCGAGAUACGGCAGGGCGGACACUUGUAUUCGACUGAUCAGAGAAAUCAAAACGAUAUCUAAGAAUCUCAAAAUUGUUCGUGCGAAAAUAUCGGAGAGAUACAUACGAGACUUUGAAAGAUUUUUAUUCUCUUUGAUAUGCACACAAGAAGUAAUUUCUUGGACAAUUUCUUUUUAUAAUACUCGGAAAAAUGUGUUUUAAAUUUGUUAUACCGUAAACUGAGAAUACUUUGCAAAAUUGUAUUAUUAUAUUGUGUGUCAGUUACUCGUCUGAACGGAUAGAUAUAAAUGUCUUCUGUCCGCGCAAGAUAAAAACGCACAAAUCUUUUAUUAGUGUUAUAUCUCUGCUAGAGGAAUUAUAUCUCGUUUAUUAAUUUAUCCUUUCCGACAAAAUCAUCAUGUAAAGUAUUCUCAGUUUAUAUUUUAUUGAGAUAUAUAUAUAUAUAUA
Messenger RNA from Formica exsecta, 1593 nucleotides. RefSeq lists its product as uncharacterized. Bases 235 to 813 code for a protein of 192 amino acids. The record is from RefSeq and is a predicted model, not a curated record. NCBI's taxonomy places the organism in Eukaryota, Metazoa, Arthropoda, Insecta, Hymenoptera, Formicidae. The transcript has 2 exons.